This is a messenger RNA of Trichechus manatus latirostris (Florida manatee), 4545 nucleotides long. It is a transcript of the gene ZNF770, whose product is annotated as zinc finger protein 770. Lineage: Eukaryota; Metazoa; Chordata; Mammalia; Sirenia; Trichechidae. The record is from RefSeq and is a predicted model, not a curated record. The transcript has a single exon. The annotation marks the transcript as partial.
CUGAAGAAUGUGACGGCUGAAAACACUUUUAAAAUGCUGAAGAUUCAACAGUGUGUAGUAGCCAACAAACUACCUAGAAACAGGCCAUAUGUUUGCAAUAUUUGCUUCAAGCACUUUGAAACACCAUCAAAAUUAGCAAGGCAUUAUCUUAUUCAUACUGGUCAAAAGCCAUUUGAAUGUGAAGUGUGUCAUAAAACUUUUAGGCAGCUAGUUCAUUUGGAAAGACAUCAAUUAACUCAUAAUCUGCCUUUUAAAUGUAGCAUCUGUCAACGCCACUUUAAAAAUCUGAAAACAUUUGUGAAGCACCAGCAGCUUCACAAUGAAACCUACCAGAGUGAUGUUAAACAGGUCAGAAGGUUGGAGGCCAAGCAGGAGAAGCCAGUUUAUGGAGUGUAUCGGACUUUUGCCCCAGAGGAGAGAUGGACGUUACAUCCGUGCUCUAAACCUGAUGCCACGUACAACCCUACAAAGAGAAGAAAGACCAUUCACGCGUGCACAAUCUGUGGCAAGAUGUUCCCGUCACAAUCAAAACUCGAUAGGCAUACACUUAUUCAUACUGGUCAGAGACCUUUUAAAUGUGUCCUGUGCAGUAAAUCUUUCCGACAGUCAACUCAUUUAAAAAUUCACCAACUCACACAUUCGGAAGAAAGGCCUUUUCAAUGUUGUUUUUGUCAAAAAGGAUUUAAGAUUCAAAGCAAACUUCUGAAGCAUAAACAAAUCCAUACCAGGAAUAAGACUUUUCAGACUCUUUCAUUAAAGGUAAAGAGUCCAGAAUCAUGCCCACUGCCCAGUAAAUUAAAUGCAAAGCAGGAUGGUUUUGAAAAUGGUGAUAUGGGGGAAUCUGAGGAGAAUAGUCCACUCGAUGUCCACUCUAUUUAUAUAGUUCCUUUUCAGUGUCCAGAGUGUGAAGAAUGUUUUGAAUCAGAGCAGAUCCUCAAUGAACACAAGUGUUUUCCUGCCAGAGGUGGCAAAAUUCCAAGCAGGCUCAAAAGAAGCUACAACUAUAAAACCACUGUUAAAAAAAUCCUGGCCAAGCUUAAACGUGCGGGGGGUAAGAAAUUAGAUAACUUUCGAUCUGAGAAAAAAGUAUUUAAAACCAGUUUCUUGAAAAAUUGUGAUCUUACUUCUGGUGAGCAGAGCUCUGAACAAACUCAGAAAACAUUUAUGGGUUCUCUUGGCAAAUAUGGAACAUACAAGACAGUUGGCAAUCAAAAGAAAAAAACAUUGACUUUGCCAUUUUCUUGGCAAAAGCAAUUCCAGACCCAAAAUGUAGGGAAAAAUUUGAAAGGUGUCCUUACAACAGAAAGCAUGUUAACUAUGGAUAGUUCAGUAAAUAAUAAAGACAUGUCUGUCUAUGGUUCAUCAGGUGAGGAAUUCUUUGAUAACUGUGAAGUGCUUCAGUGUGGUUUUUCAGUUCCAAGUGAAAACAUACAUACUGGACAUAAAACGUGUCCCUGUGACAAAUGCGAGAAAGUAUUUCCUUCUAUAUCCAAACUACAAAGACACUAUUUAAUUCACACCGGACAGAGGCCUUUUGGCUGUAAUGUUUGUGGGAAAUCUUUUAGACAGUCAGCUCAUUUAAAAAGACAUAAACUCACUCAUAUUGAAAAGAUUCCUUAUAGACGAUCUCUUUGUCAAGUAGAAUUUGAAAAUUUGAACAAACUCUUCAAUCGUCCGGGCGAUAAUGUUAACUGUAACGCUUUCCAACAAUAUCAGGCUCUUGGUUUCCACAAGUGUGAGGUCUCAGAGUCAGAUCAAAUGUCGGAAAUAAAAGUGAAGGCAGAAUCAGAGGAUUUCCUUCUUGGUGCCCACUGUGGGAACCGACAGCCCUGUCUCUCAGGCACACGUCCGGAAUCAGAGCAGAGGUGCUGUCGUCGUGGCCCCUCUUCAGGCCGUCCUGAGAGGAAUGAAGGCCUUCUUUACCGAUGCAGCGUUUGUUCGAAAAGUUUCAGGUCUCCGUCAAAACUGGAAAGACACUAUCUAAUUCACGCGGGGCAGAAGCCAUUUGAAUGCUCAGUAUGUGGCAAAACAUUCAGACAGGCUCCUCACUGGAAGAGACAUCAACUCACUCACUGGAAAGAACGACCACAAGAGGAAAUGGUUGUCCUGAAUUCCGUCAUGUAACUGACACAGUCACUAACACGUCUGUGGUCUGUGGGGAUCUUGUUCUUGAAACCUGUAUCAUUUAAGGUGGAUUCUUAUCAAAACGCCUGCAUUAGAUUGAAUGAUUUCAUAGGCAGUUGCUUGUCCUGCAUGAUAAGAAGAUAAUAUACAGAAAAUUAGUACAAUUUUCUAGGGUUAGCCAAAUUAAUUUUUAGAGGGAAAACAUGGUUUAAUGCUGUAAAGUAAGCGUUUAUUUUAUUUGAAUAUUUUAAGCAUAUACUUGGGCUAUAUGGAAGUGUUAUAAAUCCAUGAUGCUGUAUAAAUGAUUCAGCCUCAUGCAUUUUUUAAAAAUUAUAAGGCAUGCCAUCUCCUUUAAGAUAGACUGAAAAGAUUAAGAGGCAAAAAUGGGCUCUUAGCUGCAGUAAAUAACCCAACUGUAUUUCAUUUGUUUUACGCUUCACAUGAAAGCAUAAUUUUGUCCACCUGUGGCUCAAAUUCCAGUGCAGAUUUUUUUUCUUGAGUUAAAUAGAGAUAAUAAAAGUGAAAACGGAUGAGAAAGUUAUGCACUGUUUUCAUUAGUGUCUUCAAAGCCGUUUAUGGUUAGGACUUUGUGGUAGUUUCACCUCCUUUUCCCCAGGUAAUGAGAAUCGUUUGGGUCCCCUCCCCCCCCGCCCAAGCUGCUGUUUUUCCAAAAAGAAUUAAAAGGAGGAUAGAAGCCAGGAUGUACCUAUCUGUGUUUACCAUAUUCACUUGCUGGAACAUUUUCCAAGUGCCAUAAUCUUGAUAAGAUGUGUGCAGUUUUAUCUUCACAGAGGAGUAAAUCAUGUAUUUACUUGCUAAUUGUUGACAACCGUUUAGUUACAGACAUAAGACUCACCUAGAGACCUGCAUCCCCUUAAGACUUUUUUACAUUUACUUUAGUAAAACAUUUAAUGCCUCUUUAAUUGAGUGGUCCUAUGACUUACCUAAGCCUAUAAUGUUAAGUUGGAUCAAAUAGCAAUGGUCUAGUUUUUAGUUUCUAUUCCUGUAAUGCAAAAAAAAAGUUGUUUUGAUCCUUAUUAAAAUUUUUUUAGUUAAUAAGGUAAUUAUUCCUGUGUAGAAAUAAGAUGGUCAUAUUAUUGAGGCUGUGGUUCUUCUGAACAGAACUGUCAUGAUAUGGGAAGUAAGUCAUUUAAUCCUAAACUAUAAAGGAUUUAUCUCACAAUCACAAACUGUCCUUCACAUUUGCCAUUGUAUAUAAAAUCUUUAACAACAAUUUCUGGAAAUAAAUUAACAGUUAUAUUCCUACAAAAGGAAGAAUAGAUAAGUAUUUAUCCUGGCACACUUAAAUACAGUGAAAAACCUAUUGGGAAUGUGGAUAAAUGAAUAAAAUUUGGGGGUGGGUGGGGAAAUGUGUUUAUUUCUUAAUGCAAGUGAAUUCUAAGUACCUUGGGUUUCACUUACAGAGAUGAAAGAUGACGAUAAAGGUAAAAUGUCCAAUGGUGUGCAGAUGUGCCUUUUUUUUUUUUAAGUAUUCACAUAGAGACAUCUAGCUAAAGCAGAAGAUAAUUGGUAAUUAAUUAUAUGCUUUACAGAAGAAUUUCUCGUAGGUUUUCUAGAAAUACUGUCCUCCAGUGCAACAGGGUGAUAGUUUACAGGAUUUGCUUUAUGCAGAAAUUUCCAAAACACAUCUGUUAUAUAAAAGCAAGAAGUGACUAGUUCAUUUUCCCAAGGAUGCUCACAUAAAUAUUCAAGGGGUUUUUAUUUUUAAUAUGUCUGAAAUGAUGUAUUUGGGCAUUUUCCUAAGCUAUUUAUGUAAUUUUAUUUGAAGGAAAUGUCUUAUAUACUCCUUUUCCAAGUGACACAGGGAGAAUUCUAACAGUGUUGUGCUUGUAUGAUUCUGAGAUUUUAUUUGCCUAAGUGAUAUUACUAUACUUUUUUUUGUCUAAGCCUUUUUAAGCUGUUUCAUAUUGAAAGUUGGAAUAUUGUAAAAAUUUUGUCAAAGAUGUACUGUAGUGCUAUUUGAGUACCUAUAACAAAAUACUUAUUUACCUUUAUUAUCGCAAGCUUCUUGUGGAAACUUUAUAGGAAUGAAAAUAAACUGUAUACGUUCAUAUUAAGAAGAUUAAACAUUAGGUGUUAAGUAACGGUUUGCUGCAUGUUAGCACUGUUAGUAUUGCUGAAUCAGUUCCCUGGGUAUUCUUAAAGCAUAAACUUUAUCAACAUCUUUAAAGAGAACUAGGAAAAUGUUGUAUUUGGGUGUCUCCAGGCCAUAGCAGGAUUGUUUACUACUAUGAUUGGCUGAGUUAGGGGAAUUACCGUUUCUUGUUUUGUGCUGCAAUAGGGCCUACCAUUUUAGCGUGAAAAUGUGUCUGUGUUAAAGGGUAUUAUAGAUGGUGGUUAAAUCCUUGAAAAAUUCAAAUUUCAGAAUAUUUUUAAAAUAAAGUUUCAAGUUACACAGUU